This is a messenger RNA of Sarcophilus harrisii (Tasmanian devil), 5748 nucleotides long. It is a transcript of the gene REPIN1, whose product is annotated as replication initiator 1. The transcript has 4 exons. The record is from RefSeq and is a predicted model, not a curated record. Bases 97 to 2250 code for a protein of 717 amino acids. NCBI's taxonomy places the organism in Eukaryota, Metazoa, Chordata, Mammalia, Dasyuromorphia, Dasyuridae.
GGGCUCUGCCAGGGAAGGAGGGAGGCACAGAGGGUCGGCGCGCGGACAGGGGGAGGAAGGAGCGCUCGAGGGAGCCCGGGAGGUGCUGGGGAGGGGAUGGGCCUGGCGGCGGUGAGGCUGGGCCUGCUGCUGGGCGGGGAAGCGGCCCCAGUUUCCCCGUACAUGGAUGGGAGACGGGCAUACAAGCACACGGACCGGGAGGCAUCCCUACAUUCUGGAAAGGAUCGGAGAUAUCUCUCUUCAGGGAGAAGUAGGUUCAUUCGGAAACGAGGCUGGAAGGAGAAUCGUCUGUUCCUGCAUUCCAGGGGUAGGGUCUGGGGCUUCUUCCUGAUCCCUCCUGUGCUUGGAUCUUUUGGGGAGGAGCCAUGUGGCAGUGGGGGGCAGCUCCCUUCUGGUGGGGGCAGGGUGCUCCGGAACACUACAGCAGGGCUGGAUCGUCGCCGCAGGAGACCCUCUGCUAUGGGUCCAACUCGGCCUCGGCUUUUCUCUGGAUCCUUUCAGGAGUCACUCCAAGGGUCAGACCAGGAUCCCCGUAGGAUUAAAUUAGAAGGGAAUGUGGCAUCUAGUCAUGGAGGCCUAUUCCAGGGUGGUGCUUACCGUUGUGCCCGCUGUGGGAGACAUUUUCCUGGAUGGGCAGCCUUGCGACGUCAUACUCGUCGGCAUCAUGGCCGUCCACCCUUGCCUUGCCCUGAGUGUGGCCGUCGAUUUCACCAUGCUCCUUUCUUGGCCUUACACCGGCUGGCUCACUCUGCUGCCACAGCCAUACCUCCUGCUACAGGUUUCCUCUGCCAAGUCUGUGGGCAGAGUUUCAGGAGCUGGGCGGCCCUUGCACUUCAUGGCCAAGUUCAUGCCUCAUCUGCCCGAGCAGUCGCCUGCCCCAAGUGUGAGAAACGCUUCAGCCGAGCCUCCCAGCUGCGUGCACACUUGCGACAGAACCACCCACCUGCUCCACCACCUCGCCGUUUCAUCUGCAGUGGCUGUGGUCAGAGUUUUGCACAGUGGGCUGAGCUAGUUGCCCACAAGCAGAUACACGUAGCUGAAGCACAAGCAUCAGAAAAAGCCCUUGCACCACGGCCCCGGGGCCGCCCAGCACUUACUGCUGCUCAGCCAGGGGGUGAUGCUGCUGACCGACCUUUCCAGUGUGCCUGGUGUGGCAAAUGUUUCCGUCACAAGCCUAAUCUGAUUGCUCACCGCCGUGUGCAUACUGGUGAACGUCCCCACCAGUGCCCUGAGUGUGGAAAACGUUUCACUAAUAAGCCCUACUUAACUUCCCACCGGCGAAUUCAUACCGGUGAGAAGCCUUAUCCAUGCACUGAAUGUGGGCGCCGCUUCCGGCACAAACCCAACCUUUUGUCUCAUGGCAAGAUUCACCGGCGCCCUCAGGGUUCUGUGGAGGCCACCAGUAGUCAAGGGAGUUUCCAGCUUCCACCUCAACUCUUGGAAACUCAACAAGAUCAAGUCAUAGACCCUCAACAGGACCAGGUUGUAGAUCCUCAGCAAAUCCAGGCCAUGAAUCUUCAGCAGGAACAGCUCGUAGAAUCCCAACAGGAUCAGUCCACAGACCUUCAACAAGGCCAAAUGGACUCCCAACAGGACCAGGUCUUGGAUCCCCAGCAGGACCAGGGAAUGAACUUUCAGCAGGACCAGGAAGUGGAUCCUGCUGUCUCCUAUAACUAUGAUGAGUGUGGACGCAUGUUUCGGAACCGAAAGUCUUUGCGUGGUCAACAGCAACUACAUCCUGGGGAACGUCCUUUCAUAUGUAGUGAAUGUGGAAAAAACUUUAGUAAGAAAACCCAUUUGGUGGCCCACAUCCGUAUCCACUCAGGUGAGCGGCCCUUUGCCUGCCUAGAAUGUGGGCGCCGUUUCUCACAAGGAAGUCACCUGGCAGCCCACCGUCGUGAUCACGCCCCAGAGCGGCCCUUCAUUUGCCCCGACUGUGGCAAAUCUUUUAGGCACAAGCCCUACUUGGCAGCCCAUCGCCGCAUCCACACAGGUGAGAGGCCCUAUGCCUGUCCUGACUGUGGCAAGGCCUUCAGCCAGAAAUCCAACCUUGUGUCCCACCGGCGCAUCCAUACAGGUGAGCGACCUUAUGCUUGCCCUGAUUGUGAGAGGCGCUUCAGUCAGAAAUCUAAUCUGAUCACACACCGCAAGAGCCAUGGUCGAGAAGGGCCAUUCAUCUGUGCCACCUGUGGGGAGAGCUUCAGUCAUGAGCAAAAGCUCCUGACUCAUCAGAGGAAGCAUGUGGCCUGACCUGGUAGGAGUGGGAGAGCAAAGACGGGGAGAUAAACUUUGAGGAGUAGGCAAAGGUGUCAUGAUGGAAGAUGUUAGUGAUGGUAAUGGAGUAAGGAAUGGGAGGCUUCUCUUGGAAGUUGGUCAGGACCCAGGAGAGAGGACUCAGUAUCCUUGCCUCAGCAAGUCUGUUAGAAGUUUCCAGAUAACCCCAGGCUGUUUCCACCUCACUGGAAGUUCUUCUCUUCUUGCCCCUUGGGGAAGAAGUAUUUGAAAAGAAGAUGCAUCAGCAGCUGGAAAGAAUGAGAACAUCUGGGACAUAUGCAGAGAUCUCCAAUAUGUUAGGCAGCAUUUGAAUUUAUUUAGACAUCUCCAGAGAAGGAAAUGCCCUAGUGAUGUCAGUUUUUGGCAGCAUCUGAUUUCUCUGGUCCCCUUCACACUUCCUUUCCUACCUACCCUCUUCUGCCUCCCAGCUCAAAUCUACCCUUUUCCUUCACUUUUUUUUUUUUUUUUAUGUAUAUGUAACUUCUCUACCCAUAACUGGUUUCAGCUUUGAAUUCUCAACACAGCAUCUUUUUUGCCUUCCCUCCCAGAUCAAGACUUUGUCUAAAUCCUUAAUUUCUUUUAACUCUUCUAGCUUUCAUUACUGUACUAUAGAGACAGACAGACACAGAGGAAUGGGAUAGGCAUGGAAGAGAUCUUAACCUGUUGAAAUGGACCUUUGAGUUCAUCCAGUUUGCAUCUAAUAGAGGAAUUGAUCUCAUCUCAUAUAUUUAACAGACCAGCCUCUGCUUAAACACUUCCAGGGAUGGGGAUGGAAAAUCCUUUGAAGAUAGUUCAUUCUGUUGCUUAAUAUCUAAUUGUUGGAAAUUUCUUUUUUACAUUAAGUGAAAGGGCAUUUCCUUAUAUUCUGCCUAUUGGUUCUAGUUCGGUCCUCUGGAAUCAAGCCAUAUAAAGUAAGUCUGGUUCCUUCAAGUCCCAAUGAAUAAGGCAGAUUUUCAGCUAUGGCUACAACAUAUUUUCUUCCUUUAUUGAAUUGCAAAAGUUGGCAUCUGAGAAGGCUGUUUUCCAAGGGAAAUGUGUGUAGAGGUAACUCGGACAAUAAAGUAAGCAUCAAUGGGACUUAGCGUGGUGGGUGAAGGAGAAUGGGGUCAGGUCCCCUGCUUUAGGAAUUCCAGAGUGCAGUAGGCUUUAACAGUUUCUUAUGCCUAGGAAUUUCUAGAAAAUGCAGCGAUUUCAGCCAUAGAGGUUGUGAUAAUUUUCUAGGAGGGCAAACUGAAGCCACUCAGGACUUUCUGGCAAGCAAAUAGAACUGGGAUAAGAACCCAUAUCUCCAGGGAGUUUUAUCUUCCUAUUUUUUUGCUGUGGGUCUUCCUAUAGGUUAAACUAGGGAAGGCAGAAUCAUCUUUACUGCUUUUACUUUGCCACUAUUUUAGGAUCACAGAUUUAGAGCCAGAAGAGAACAGUUUAGAUAUUAUGUCCAAUCCUGGCAUUUUACAUAUAAGAAAGUGAGGCCCAUAGGCCUGUUUAAGGUCACACAGAUAGUAAGUGACAGUCAAAAUCCAAAUGUGGGUUCUCUAAAUUCGUUUUCUCUAGAUACUGCCAGCAUCAUCAGUGUGAUUAAGAUGUUGUUAUAAGGUUGCAGACUUUGGUUAGACCCAGAUUUUGCUCUUUAUUAGCCAGUGCCCUAGAUGGUAAUCAAAAAGUGACUUUAGUAGGGAAAAUAGUUCUAGAGAAUAUCAAUUAUCCCACAUUUGGUUGCCAGUACUGGGCUAAUUCUCCUUUCGUGUCAAUUCAUAUACACAGAAAUGAACAUACAUGCAUACAUACAUGUAUGUAAAUGAGGUCCAGUAGAUGGACAGGACCUCUUUAAAUGUUUUUUCUGCCUUCCAUGGGAGAUUUAACUUCCAAUAUUACAAGUAAUACUACUUUAUAUUUAGUUAUUGUGUAUAUGCCUCAGAUUCAUGAGCUUAGAUAAUAUUAGAACUGGAAUACUUAGAUAACUAGUAUUUGAUAAUUAUCCCUGGGCCAUCAUACUUGAUACCCUCUAUUUUGGCUUCCAUGGUGUUUGCCUUUUACUAUUUUACUUCUGACAGAUCCUUAGUCCAUUUCUCUUUUUGAUUCUUCAUCAUCUUACCCCUUUAUCAUGUGUCUCUCAAAACACUUAACCUUCUUCUCUCUGCCUUUUUUUUUUUUUUUUUUUUUGGAUAAUAUUUUUUGAUCCCAUAGCUUCAGCUAUCACGUCUAUGCAGGUAACUGCCACAUCUUUUCUGGUCAAACUGGAUAACUUCCCUAUUACUAUCCUGUCCCUUUUUUAUUCAUGGCUUUCCCAUUCCAAUCUUUAUGAGAAAUUGAUUCUUCCCUAGAGCUCCAGCUUCAUAGUUCCAACUGCUCACUGUGAAUCUCCAUUUAUGUGUUCUAUUGGCACAGUAAAAUCAGUCUAUCCAAAACUGGGCUCGUCCUAUAAUCUACAAAACCUGCUUUUCUCACAUCCUCUUUUUGCUGUAACCACCAUUCUUUCAGUUAUUUAUGCAUACAACUUGCCAUUUUUCUGAAACUUCUCUCCCCAAAUCUAGUAUUGAUAAUUCUACCUGUACAAUCUCACCAGUUAUAGUUGAGGGUCUCAUUUCAUUGUCUAAGCUAUUGUAAUAAUCUAUUUCAUCUUUAUGCUUCCAAACUAUCCCCUCCUUGCUGCUUAAACUUUUUAAUGCACUGCUUUGAUCAUGUCACUUCUCAAAAAUCAUCAGUGAUUCCUUAUUACCAAGGAAAGUAGAAACUCUUGAUCCUAGCAUUUGAGAUAUUCCAUAAUCUGUUUUCAUCCUUCUUUUCUAGCAUAUUUCCUAUAACAUUCUUUACUUGAGGUAAGCUGGGUUUUGCUCUCCCCCAUUUUCAUCUUGUCCCCACCCAUCUCUGUUCCUUAUGCUGUCUUCCAUUUUUGGAAUUUUGGAAUAUGCUUCCCUUCCCACCCACCUUCACCUCUAUUACAAAAUACCUUCCUUGAAUACUCAAGUCAGGUUUCAUCUCCACAAACCUUCCCUCACUACCCUCCCCCACCAUCCUCUAGGUGAAUGUGAUCUUUCCUUUCAUUUUUUUAUGAACUUUACAUUUAAUUUCACUUUCCCGUUGUAUCAUUGUUAUUUCUGUACCUGUCUGUUCCCCGGUUAGAUUGUAUGCUCCUUACGAGCAGGGUCUGUGUUUUGUCUCUCUUCCUAAAACUUAGAAUAGUUCACAUAGGAGGUGCUUAAAAAAUGUUUGUUCAGUUGAAUUAACUAGUCCAACCCUCUCAUUUUGCAGAUGAGGGUACUGAGGUUCAGAGAAGUGGGAAGCUAUAUCCAAGGUCACACAGCUAGUUUGUGGCAGAGCCUGGUCUAGGACUCAGGUUAGUGCUAGUUUUGCUUCCCCAUCAUCAAUUCCCCACUAGAUUGUGAAGUCCUGAAGGGCAGAGACUGUCUGCUAAUUCUGUAUCCCCCUUCCCCCACCUCAGCAAGGACAACAUAAUAAAUGUGUUCGAUGAAUUAA